Molecule: messenger RNA, 2040 nt
Organism: Uranotaenia lowii
Lineage: Eukaryota; Metazoa; Arthropoda; Insecta; Diptera; Culicidae
Gene: BCL7-like
Product: B-cell CLL/lymphoma 7 protein family member B-B
Exons: 2
Coding region: 357-941 (194 amino acids)
Source: RefSeq, a predicted model, not a curated record
CUGAAAUUAUUCUGCUCUCCCAUUUUCUCGCUGCGGAGUCCAUUUUUGUGCGUGUUUUGUGCAUUUGGUAAAAAUCUUGCAAAAGGCAAAACAUAACAAACAAACGACCUGCUGGUGCGGUGCAUCUGCACGAAACGAAACCGUCGGUGUUCCGGAUUACCUGUGGUGGAAGCUUUCGCCGUUGGCUGGAUGGGAUAGUGUAGUUCGGAUUUUUUUCAUUCGAAGACGAAAAGCGAAAUCCCAUCUGGUCAUUGAUUUUUCCCUUGCUGUUGCCUGUGUGACUGGCUUCUGCUGCUGACGAUUGGUUUACCUCACCCUAGGCGGAAGGUUCUCAAUUUGGGUAGAAAGAAAUCAAAAUGGUAGGCGUUUCGGCCUCGGAGCGGAAGGAUAAAUCGGUCCCCCAUCUGUCGAGGAGCGUGCGGGCGGAAACCCGUGCCAGCAAGAAGGAUGACGUAAAGAAGUUCAUGCUGUCGAUGGACCGUGUCCGAAGGUGGGAGAAAAAGUGGGUCACCAUUGGGGAAACGUCGAUGAAGAUCUACAAGUGGGUUCCGAUUUCGUGCAAAGAAAACAAGAAAGGUGCAGGGUCAGGUGGUCUGCUGAAAGGCGUUACGGGGAACGGUGGAACCGGAACUGGCGGAGGUGGAGGGGGUGGAACCGGAAGUGGUACCAACGUGAGUGGAGGAAGCAGCGCCGUGGCCGCCGUCAAUAGUAGUAAUAGCAACAGCAACAGUAGCGAAAAUAAGGAAAACAGUCGAAAACCGACGGGGACGGAUUCGAACUCCAAUUCCAACUUUGCGCUGACCACGGAGGAUUCCAAUACCUGCUUCUCCCUCGUCAGCGACUCUCAGGGCGCGACGGAAUUCGUCUCCAACAUGCCAUUCUCGGAGGACAGCAACUCGCAGGGCUCGGAUAGUGUGCCGAAACGACUGAAAAGCGAUUAGGAGGUACCGAUUAGUAGUACGAGAUAUGGCUGAUGCAGAAAGAACUGAAGGAAUUCGGGAUGGAGAACUGACCAUCUACUUCCAUCCGGGACCAUCGUGAGCCUGUCCCUGUGCCGCGUGUUUUCUAUUAGUAAGUGUUUUUUCUCUAAGUUUUACGUUCCCAUUUUGCAAAAUCCGAAUAAUGAGAACACAUUCAGGAUACCGACCUAAAUUAUGUGAGCACGCAUUCGGAUGUUCUUAAGAAAUCGAACGCGUGUUGAAAUACAUUUACUUACCUGCCUGGUGGACAUCCUCCGAUGGAUCGAGUGUUGUUGUACAAAAAAAAAAACCAGUGGCAAUUUGUAAUGAUUGUGCUUGCGAAAAGAAGAAAUUAUGUAACAAAUGAACACUCACCUAAGUUAGGUACCUACUAUCUGCAAAGUCUCAGCUGGAUCUUAGUUUUUAACUAAAUAUACUCUAGACGUAUUCUCUAAGUAAGACAAACUCAACUAAAAAAAAAUCAUAUUCACCCCCAGGCAAUCCGCGCGACAUUCUCCAGUAGGAACACUUUCAAUGAAAGACGAUCACAAAUUUUGGAUUUUUUUGACAAACAUUAGUUGUGUCAUAGUGCUUAAUAAUUUAUUACGGUUUUUUUUGUUCCCACCAAAAUCAGAUUUGGUUUUUAUUUGUCUGAUGCGCGCAAACUCGUUUGUACAAAUCAAGCUAAACAGUGGUAAUUUGUAUAAAUUUCUCAAACACAAAACAAAAAUAACAGCAGCUUAAAACCAUCCUUUUUAAGAAUUUUCAGCUCAACAGAAGCGAUUGGUACUGUCUAGUUUUAGGGUACAGCUCCCGGCGAGUCGUCUCGUACAGGGGCUGCCAGACGUUGUUCCCCGCGUCUAGGUUGUUAGCAGCAUUCUCCGUAUAUUUUAGAAUAAUCUUCAUAAACCUGCGCGCGAGAUAUUGAGAGUUAAUAAAUACAUAAACGUUUAUGAUUGAGAGGACGAGACGGUGAUUGUAACGAAGCAAAAACAAAAAUUAUAAUAAUACAAACUUAUUUGAUCAUUGGAAAAGUAUGGCAAAUAAUAUAUUAAAAUCAGUCAGAUUUAUGAAAACAGAA